AAGCGGGUGCAGGGACAUAGUGAGAUAGGCUAGGGGACACAGCAGGGGGGCAGACAUGGGGGAGCAUUAUACAGGGUCAUGGGGGGUGCUGCACCAGGGCUGCCUGAUACACAGAGGUACCCACCACAUAAAAACCCAGGUCAGACUCCUCCCUCAGUUUCCCCAAUGCCCCCUUUGCCUGGUCCAUCCCACAGGUUCUGUUUACACAUCUCCUCCAGGCCACUGUUGGGGGUGAGAGGGGGGCUCUGAGUCUGCCCUGGGGACCCAGCCCAGGACUCUGCCCUGCACCCCACAGCCACAUGCCAGUCCCCCACCCCCUGUCUUGCUUGCCAUAUGGUAGAAGGACUUGGUUCCUGGGGAGCCUUUGUGUCCUGCUUGCAGACUCAGAGGCCAGCCCCCCCACACACACAGGGGUCCUUCCCUGCCCUGUCCUUCGUGAGGGUUCCCAGCUAUGGCCUCUGCUGCUCCUAAUGACCCCAGCUCUGCUUCCGGGGACCUAGUGAAGUGCCCAACUGGACACAGGCCUGUGGGCCACCCUAUCCAGAAAAAGCUGUCCCUCAGUCACCCCAGAGCCUUCCCUAGCAUGCCCAGCCCCCUACUGGAAGGCUGGGGGGGGGUUGUCCUGCACACGGCAGAAUGGCCAGGAUGGACAUGCCCCUGCUGCAGCCAGGUCCAGGCUCAUCAUGUGGGGCUCCCUGCCAUCCCGCUUGUACCUGGGGUGCCCAGACUGUCUGCAGUCAUGCCCCCCAGACUGUCCUCCCAGGGCUGGGCCGGCCUCUGCCUGUGGGGCCUCCUGCCCUUGAAAACCCCCCCGCAAACAGAUGGUCCAUUGUCCCCACCACCACCACGGGGAUCCCCUGGCCAGAUGUUCCAACAAAAAGUGCUACAGCCUGUUGCCUACUACAGCUGGCAGGCAGGAACAGGGCACCAGCUCAGGGGCAGCUGCAGGGCAGGGCAAAGGCCACAUUGGCCCCAGGUCCCAAUCUUGUCCCUCUACCUGUCACCUCCCAGGCUGAUCAGGUGGGUCUCAGGACUGCUCAGGCAGGGUCCCCAGAAUUUAACUCAGAUCAGGCAUCCCCCCUACGUCCCAACCCAGCAGGCCCAGGGGUCCUUGGACACCAGCCCAGGGGACACGUCUGGGGAGGUGGGACAGGGAGGAUCCAUGGGCUCAACCCCUGCCCAACGCAGGGACUUCAGGGUUGUGGGCAGCACGGUUGCAUGCUGUGUGACAAGAAUGGGCUUGGGGACCAGUGAGUAAUUGCCCUACUUGGCUCCCAGAGGUCAAAGGUCACAUCCAGGCAGGCCCUGGGCCAGGAGCUGGGGCUGAAUCAUUAUGAGUGGUGGUGGUGGGUGGGGGGACUUGGCCCCCCAGAUUUCAAGAGCACCAGAACCAGGGUGCCCACAGCCAGGGUGUCCAGGCUCCAGCAGGAACAUCUUGCUCCAAGCAUGUGCUCCCGUGAGUAAUCUGUUGCACCCGGCAACCCCCACCUCUUCAAAGGGCUCUGGAGGCCUGGGUCUGGCCCUCAACCCCUGUUGGCAGGUCCCUUCAAUCUCCCUACUUCUGAGAUGUGGGCUUCCAGACCCUUGGCACCUCAGCUGUCUCCCAGAGGAGUCGGGGAGCCCAGCCAAGGAUCUAAACAGCCUACAGGCUCCAGGCGCCCACCUCCCACAACACCCAAUACAAUACCCUCAGUUGCGAGGCCAAUCCUCAGACACCUCACAGCCUGCUCUGGGCUCCCAGGAUGCCAGGACCCCACCCCACCCGACCCCCGUGGUAUUCCCCACAACAGCUAGUCCUGGGUUCCAGGGUCCCUGGGAGCUCCAGAUGAGGGGUGUCUUCCAGGGCCAGUGGGGAGGGGGGUUGUGCGCCUGCAAGGCGUAGCUCAGCAGCCAGCCCACUCGGGACCCUUAUGGGGGCUCCUUCGCGAGGGGAGUGUCAGAGCGGCCCCCACCCGGGCGACUCAGCUGGUGCAGCGGUGGGAUGACCUCAGAUGUGCUGUGGCUCUGGGGUGUCGCCUAUGCCCCCCUCCUCCCAGACCCUCCUAACACUUCCAUCCCCAUUGGAUCCUCUCCCUCCGACCCCCCACUCAUUCUGCGCCCGCUGGGCGGGGCGCCCUGGCCAAGGCAGGAGGCGCGGAGCUCAGAGCCUAGCGGCCCGAGGGGGCGGAUGGGGGGCGCGGGUGGGGGGCGGGCCUGGCUCCCCGGCUCCGCCUGCACUGUCUUAAAUGCAGCCGCGCAGUGUCUGGCUGCUGGCCCUACAACGCGGAUCAGGGUGCGGGGUGAAGUGGAGAACCUAGGCCGGUGCGGUGAGACGCGGCUUGGUGUGGAAUUCCUGGAUGUAUGCUGGGCGGCAUGGAGAUCCCAAGUCAUUGCGGGGCGAUGCGGGGCGGCUUGGAGCCCCCAGCACACUGGGGGGCGGGGCGGGGAGGUGUGGAGUUCCCGGGCCUAGGAAGAGCGGUGCCGGGCAGCAUGCAGCCCCCGGGUGUAUGCGGGGCGGUGCGGGGAGGCAUGGAGCCCCCGAGUCAAUGCGGGGCGGCGCGGGGCGGCGUGGAGCCCCCGAGUCAAUGUGGGGCGGCGCGGGGUGGCGUGGAGGUCCCGGGCCACGGCGGGCGUGUGCUGGGCCGCCUGCGGGCACAGCGGGAGCGCGGGUUCCUGUGCGACUGCUGGGUGCAGGUGGGCCCCGCGCGCUUCCCCGCGCACCGCGCCGUGCUGGCCGCCUGCAGCGGCUACUUCCAGCUCUGCUACCGCGACCGGCCGGCGGGCGCCCGCGAUGCCCUUCGGCUCAACUGCGACGUGGUGACCGCUCCUGCCUUCGGCCGCCUGCUGGACUUCAUGUACCGCGGCCGCCUGGAUCUGCGCCGCGUGCCGCUGGAGGACGUACUGGCUGCCGCCAGCUUCCUGCACAUGCACGACGUCGUCCAGGUGUGCAGGGGCCGGCUGCACGCGGGCAGCCCGCCCCAGCCCCGCCCGGGCGCCCCAGCCCCGCCACCGCCAUCGCCACCGCCCAGGUCCAACCCGCUGGACCUGUCCCUGAAACCUGGCCGGAGUGGGGCCCCGGGGACGCCCCGUGGGCAGGACGCGCCGGGACACGAAGACCCCGCGGGGCCUCGCAGCCCACCGCGGGCACCCCUGCUUCCCGCAGCGGCGCGCGGGCCCUCCGGGCUGUGCCGGCUGUCCCCGGCUGCCCAGGACAUGCAGCCGCACCCCCGCAGCCGGAGACCACCCGACGGCGCGGCGCCCACCUGCGCUCGGUGCGGGAAGGCUUUCUCCUGCGCCUAUACGCUGCGGCGGCACGAGCGCACGCACUCCGGCGAGAAGCCGCACACCUGCCCCCGCUGCGGGCGCGCCUUCCAGUACGCGCACAAUCUCCGCCGCCACGCCGUGGUGCACACCCGCGAGAAGCCUCAUGCCUGCCGCUGGUGCCCGCGCCGCUUCACGCAGUCCGGGGACCUCCACCGCCACGAGCGCAAGUUCCACAGCGGCCUGGCCACCGCCCCGCUGGCCUGAGCCCCAACCACGGACUGGGUGGACUGUUCCGGAGCAUCUCUGCCGCACGGUCCCUAGGGGACCCUGGCUCCGCGGGGUGCUGGUGUGUGACCCCGCCCACGCCCCGAGAGGCUGCCGGUCGGUCCCCAGUUCAGGCUGCGCUGCCCCGUGCGUCUCCGUUGGGGGGCGUGGAGGAACGGCCCUCCCACCGGGUCCCCGGCUGCCAGUGCCAGCAGGACCUCACGCACAGCUGCCGGCGCGGGUGCGUCCCCAGCGGGGACCGCAGCAGGAGCGGGACAGCAGGAAGCUGAGAGGCUGAGGGGGAGGGGUCCGGACCCACUGUGACCAGGGCCAAGCAGGGGCUCUUGGGAAGGGUACUCCGAGGACCCUGUGGUGCUGAAGGUCCCCUGGCAAGGGAUGCAGGUGCCCUGUACCAGGAGAUGUGGCGUUUGUGGGAUCUCCUUCCCUCACCCGCAGGGGCUGCCUUGUCCUCAGGGGCUGGGUUGUGUCUUGUGAAAAGGGAGGAGGCUGCCCCAUCCAGCGGGGUUGUGGGGUGUCACAGGGCUGGGAACACAGCUCUUCCUCCUCCCCUUAGAUGCGGUGUCCUGUUCCCUCAGCUCCCUGGGCCCCUGAGACCCUGACCAGGGGUGUUAGUGUGUGACCCCACCCAUGCUCUUCUGGGGUGGCUCGUGGGGGUGCUUAGGAUGAGGGCCACCCCCCCCCCACACACACACACCGCUGGUCUGAGUGUGCUCCAUGACCUGGUGUCCCUGUUUGAGGCAAAGGUCUUCCUGGGGCAUGAUACCAGGUGUUACAUGGUCCCUGUCUUUGCUCAGCAGGGAAGCAGUCACUGAUGCUGUCCCCUCUCUGUGUGGUGGGGAUGUGUAUAUUGUAUCCAAUGAUAUAGAAGCGAGAAGCAGCGGUGGGACAGUGUGGGGACGCUGCCAUAUUGGUCCCCUGUCACCCUGCCCCGUGAUAGUUUGUAUGUGAGUCCCUGUCCUCACCCUCUUUAAGUGGCAGUGGUGACAAUAAAGCCCACCCAGGUGGACUGUGUGAUUA
This is a messenger RNA of Erinaceus europaeus (western European hedgehog), 4545 nucleotides long. RefSeq names its product zinc finger and BTB domain containing 42 (gene ZBTB42). Gene Ontology annotation, cellular component: nucleus. NCBI's taxonomy places the organism in Eukaryota, Metazoa, Chordata, Mammalia, Eulipotyphla, Erinaceidae. Gene Ontology annotation, molecular function: RNA polymerase II cis-regulatory region sequence-specific DNA binding; DNA-binding transcription factor activity, RNA polymerase II-specific; protein binding. The coding region runs from base 2341 to 3507 and encodes 388 amino acids. Gene Ontology annotation, biological process: regulation of transcription by RNA polymerase II. The transcript has a single exon. The record is from RefSeq and is a predicted model, not a curated record.